Messenger RNA from Sugiyamaella lignohabitans, 1650 nucleotides. It is a transcript of the gene FRE3, whose product is annotated as Fre3p. The transcript has a single exon. Gene Ontology annotation, biological process: copper ion import; iron ion transport; intracellular iron ion homeostasis. NCBI's taxonomy places the organism in Eukaryota, Fungi, Ascomycota, Dipodascomycetes, Dipodascales, Trichomonascaceae. The record is from RefSeq and is a predicted model, not a curated record. Gene Ontology annotation, cellular component: plasma membrane. Gene Ontology annotation, molecular function: ferric-chelate reductase activity. The coding region runs from base 1 to 1650 and encodes 549 amino acids.
AUGUUGGCAUUCUGGGGAAUCAUUAUUCUCUUCAAGAGUAUCCACAAUUUAUUCCAUAGAAUGGGUCCAUAUGUGCUCAAGUAUUUGGACUUUCCUCUAUCAAGAAGGCUUCGUGCUGAAUUUUUCUUACCACCUACUGGUAGAUAUCAUCAUUCAACUCCUAAGAGCCUACUUGGAUUCACGUUCAAUAUCCCAGCUCGGAUUGAAACGAUAAUUAUCUCUUUAUUCUUCAUUCAGAAUAUCCUUCUUGCAUUUGUAGGAAUUGAGACCAUUGAAAAUAGUGUCUUCUAUGAUAGCAUGUCGGAUCAAUAUGCAGACUCUAUUGGAUACCGAGCUGGUGUUAUUUGUAUGGCCGAGCUUGUGCUGCUCAUUGUAUUUGCUGGUAGAAACAAUCUUCUCAUCUAUAUUACUGGGUGGGAGAUGAAUACCUUCAACGUCUUCCAUAAAUGGGUAGCAAGAAUGACCGCCAUGCAAGCGGUUAUUCAUAGUAUUGGCUACACCAUCGAGUAUGUUCAGGAAGAUUAUUACACUGAGUACUUCAGUGGAGAGCCUGGAACUGCAUGGUUCAUAUGGGGAGUGGUAGCGACUAUUCUAAUGUGUGCACUGAUUACACAUUCAGUUCACUUUUUCAGAUCAAUUAACUAUGAACUCUUCUUGUACGGACAUAUCACACUGACGGCAGUUGCAAUUGCUGGAGUAUGGCUCCAUGUAAUUGGCAUGGAAGGAAUGAACUAUACCUAUGCCGCCAUUGCUAUCUGGGCAUUUGAUCAUGUUGCUCGUAUUGUGAGACUGCUAUGGUCUGGAGUUACUUCCAAGGCUAGCAUGAAACUCCACGGGGAACAUAUCUUGGAGAUUAAAAUUGACUACUCUAAAAGAUGGAAAUUCUAUCCCGGCUGUCACGUAUACUUGCACAUCCUUCGCACGAAUAGAUUCUGGCAAUCUCAUCCAUUUACAGUGGUGACUUCUCCUAGACCCGACGAUCAAGGCAAACUUGUCAUAUUUGCCCGGGUCAAAAAGGGAUUGACCAAGCACACUGCAAAUUACCUAAAAGACAAGCCAGAUCAAAGUGCACAGGUGAGAGUCCUUGUAGAGGGCCCUUAUGGUGGCCGUCAUCCAUUACAUCAUUAUGAGACAGUUGUCCUUAUUGCAGGUGGAGUCGGAAUCACCUCAAUUUACCCAUAUGCUGCUCAAUUGCGUGAAAACAAAGACAAAGCACAGAGAAUGGUGUUUAUCUGGGUCAUAAGAAAUGAACAGCCUUUAUCGUGGUUCCAGGACCAACUGAGGCAUAUUUCUGAAGACCCCCGAAUUGAAGUUAUUCUGUUCAUCACCGGUAGCAAUGCACUUGUUAGUAAUGAGGGCUCAGCGACAUCUAGCACAACCAAUCUGGACAAGUCUCCUCUGGAGUCAGAAGCUUCGUCUCAAACUGAGAAGAAGAGCCCUCUCGUCUCGUCAAGUGUUUUUGAUAUUCGGGCAGGCACCCCGGAUCUGAGAUCAAGGGUGGCUCAUGACAUCUCCGAAGCGGCUGGAACUGUCGCAUUCCUGGUCUGUGGACCUAACAGAAUGAACGAUGAUGUUAGAAUGGGUAUCGUUGACAACAUUGCAGACUCCAAACAUAGAGUCGACUACUUUGAGGACUCCUUCUCCUGGUAA